Molecule: messenger RNA, 963 nt
Organism: Paecilomyces variotii
Lineage: Eukaryota; Fungi; Ascomycota; Eurotiomycetes; Eurotiales; Thermoascaceae
Exons: 4
Coding region: 322-963 (213 amino acids)
Molecular function (GO): oxidoreductase activity
Source: RefSeq, a predicted model, not a curated record
GGUGCACUACUAUGGCUGCUCAGACUUUAUAGAAGGCGUUGAUAAUGCGGCCACAUCGGCAGCAUCUUCCCGCACGGGCCGACCCACCCAAAUUCCUGGUGGUUUAUACUUGCUCACGUUGACUGGUCUCCAAUAGCUACCUAUCCUAUCUCUGCUGCUGGGAAAGAUUUAAGCGGACCGUUGCCUCUGUUCCUGAACCGUGACCAUGUCCGUUAGAUCUUCUCAUAGGCAGCUACUACUACUUGCUUACCACAGUGAGUUAGGUCAGGCUUUUACUGGUAACGUCUCAAAUGAGUCUUUAAAUGUAUACAGUGAUACACAAUGGCUAAGUUGGGAGUAGUGCCUAAUCAAAUUCUGAUGUCUUUAGUAGCUUUUUUACUAACCUAUACCAUCGUCACCGGCGCAUCGCGCGGAAUCGGCCAAAGCAGCGCCCUCGAUUUCGCAACCCGCGGCGCCAAAGUCGUCCUCACAUACAGCUCCCCCGAAAGCGACUCCGCCGUCUCUACAACUCCCAUUUCUCCGGGCGAAAUCGUCUCCGCAACCCUCUCCGCAUUCGGUCCGCACAUCGACAUCCUAAUCAACAACGCAGGCUACGAGAUCGAAACGCCCAUCACGAAAAUAACCGCUGAGGAUUUCUCAUACUGGUUCCUCACCUCCGUUGCUCCCGGUAGGAUUAUCAAUAUCGGUUCCGUGGCGGCGAGACAUGGAUUCAAGAAUUACAGCGCAUACUGCUCGUCAAAAGCGGCACUGGAGGGUCUGACGCGUGUGCUUGCGGCCGAGUUGCGAGAUGAAGGUCAUAUGGUCAAUAUGGUGCAUCCGGGGCCAGUCCGGACGGUCAUGUUGGACGAGAUUCCGCAGUGGUUGGUUGAGUGGCAGAGGGAGUCGACGGCGGUUGAGCAUCGGCUUGGGACACUUGAUGACGUUGUGCAGAUAGUGGCGUUUUUGGCGGAGGGAGAGGAGUAG